This is a messenger RNA of Cotesia glomerata, 1419 nucleotides long. It is a transcript of the gene Seipin, whose product is annotated as seipin. The record is from RefSeq and is a predicted model, not a curated record. Gene Ontology annotation, biological process: lipid droplet organization; lipid storage. Gene Ontology annotation, cellular component: endoplasmic reticulum membrane. The coding region runs from base 10 to 999 and encodes 329 amino acids. The transcript is spliced from 5 exons. Lineage: Eukaryota; Metazoa; Arthropoda; Insecta; Hymenoptera; Braconidae.
AGAAAAAAAAUGUUUUUUUCAAAGACAAUUAAAGCGGCAUUUGAAAAAUUAUUCAAUGCAAAACAACAAACUGUGAAAGGUGUACAAUCAAUAUUUUUUCGCAGUGGAUUUAUAUUUAUAGGCUCAGUAGUCGCUGUUUGGAUAUCAAUAUUUCUUUAUACAGCAUUUUACUAUGCAUACAUGCCAAAUAUGCAACACAUACGUCCUGUUCACUUUGAAUUUGAUUCAUGUGAAAAAUUAAAAGGACCAUGCGGAUGGCCGUCAGCAUUUGUACGAUUUACAAAAAAACAGCAAUUUUUGAUGGUUGGCCAGCCAUAUAAAAUAAAUUUAUACUUAGAAAUGCCAGAAUCAACAACGAAUAAAGAAUUAGGAAUGUUUAUGGUGUGCUCAAGCCUACAUACUCACAAUCACGGUAUCGUUGAUAAGUCUUGUAGACCUACGAUGUUACACUAUCGAAGUACAUUACUCCAUUAUCUUACGACACUGGCAUUUUCGCCAAUGCUAAUUUUUGGCGCUCGCGAAGAAAAACAAAACAUUAUGUUGGAAUUGUAUCGGAAUUUUGAAGAAGACCAAAAUCAUCCAGUUACGUCAAUUUCUAUUGAAAUACAAUCAAAAUUCAUUGAAUUUUACUCAGCUACUAUUGAAAUCCAUGCUCAUUUAUACGGAUUGAGAUAUCUAAUGUUCCAUUGGCCAAUAUUGACAGCCAUAAUCGGAAUCACGACCAACUUAUUCUUUAUAUCGCUUAUAUUUAUACUGUCGUACUUGCAUUUUACAUAUGAAGAAGAUCUCCAAGAUGAACAGUUUAGUUAUGAAAAAGGUCAAAUUGAAAAGAGCACCCACAAAAAUAGCACUGACUUAUCUUCAGAGUCAUCUUCCAUAGAAGACGCCUCGUUACUCGAUGAUCUCAUUAAAAGCAGCGAUGAAUCCAAUAAAUUAGAAUUAAAUUUACCUGAAGACAAAUCGCGGUAUAUUGAAGAAAUUAAAUCAAAAUCAAAGUGAAGUUAUUCACUUCCGUGGAUUUAUAAUGCAUGCAUGCAUAUGGGUAAGAUAGACACCGAUCUAAUUAAGUUUUAUACUUUCAACGAAAACGUAAUGUCUGGGUGAUUAAAUAUUUAUUGUUAAUUUUUUUUUAGUUGAUAUCUAUAAAAUUAUUUCGAAGAUUAGUUAAAUAUGAAUUUUUUGGUUAGUUAAUACCUUUAAAAUAUUUUUUAGUAAUGUGGUUAAAUAAUAAACCGAAAGAAAAUUUUUUUUUUUUGUCGUGUUAAAAGAAAAUAAUAAAUACGUGUGUAGGGUUAUUUUUUCAGAGAAAGUAGAAAAUGAAAUAUGCGUGAGUCAUGCAUUAAAAAUAUUUGUUGAGUAAACAGAGUGCAAAUAGUUUCGUGGAAAAAGAAUUAAAAAUAAAAAUAACAUACAACAUAA